This is a messenger RNA of Symbiodinium necroappetens, 1755 nucleotides long. NCBI's taxonomy places the organism in Eukaryota, Dinophyceae, Suessiales, Symbiodiniaceae. The record is from the annotation of a GenBank genome assembly.
AUGGGUCUGGGCAAGACAGCCCAGGCCCUGACACUGUGCUCCCAAUUUCCAAGCGACUUCCCAUUGCUCGUGGUCUGCCCCUCCUCUUUGCGUGGGAAUUGGCGAGAAGAGGCCUCGCGCUGGCUGCCGUCAUCGAUCGUGUCAAACCCGGAACGUCACAUCCAGGUGGUGCUGAAGGGCUCAGACAAGCUUCGCCACGAGGCACGAGUGGUGAUCGUCAGCUACGACCUGAUAGCUCAGCAGGAAGCCUUUCAGCAGUCGGCCCACGGCAAGAAGUACCGGGUGGUCAUUUGUGACGAAGCUCAUUUCCUCAAGACGCCGUCUUCUCAACGAUCCAAGGCGCUUCGUCCGAUCCUCCAGGAGACUCGGCGAUGUGCCCUCCUCACGGGAACGCCUGCCCUGGCGAAGGCCUCAGAGCUCUACUCGCUGUUAGACUGCCUGCUGCCGGGCCUGCUGCCGACUCACAACGUGUUCUGCAAAAGGUACUGCAAUGAGAAGACUCUGCGGCUUGGCAAGCGGCAUGUCAAGCAGUGGGAAGGCUGUCGCCUGGGAGAUGAGCUCUAUGCAGUCCUCGAUGCCGUCAUGGUCCGACGCUUCAAGAAGGAGGUGCUGAGCCAGCUCCCGGCGAAGCGCCGGCAGCGAGUGGUGCUGGACAGGCUCAGCAAUGAGCAAGGUGUGCUGAAAGAGCUUCGGGAGAAAAUGAGUGCCUUCGGCCGUCAGCCUGAAGAAGGAGAUCUCCAGGGCGGCAAGAAUGGUGGGGGUGCGACGGCUGCUACGGAGCUUUUCAGGCUCACUGGCCUCGCCAAAGUGGAUGCAGUCGCAGACUAUGUCCAGUACUUGGUGGAGGCUGAGUGCCGUUUCCUGCUUUUUGCACACCACCAGGCAGUGAUGGACACCUUACAGCAGAAGCUCGAGAAGUUGAAAGCAGGAUUCAUCCGAAUCGAUGGCAAGACUCCUUCGCAUAAGCGAGAGCAGUUGGUGAACGAGUUUCGCUCGAAUCCGGCCAAGCAAGUGGCCUUGCUGUCGAUUACGGCGUGCGGACAAGGCCUCAACCUGCAGGUUUGCUCGACAGUGGUCUUUGCGGAGCUGCAUUGGACGCCAGGGACGCUGCUUCAGGCUGAAGACCGAGCCCAUCGAAUGGGCCAGCAAGAGUCCGUGAAUGUCCACUACCUCAUUGCCAAAGACACCCUGGAUGAAAGUGUAUACCAGAUGCUGGAACGAAAGCAGCACGAUGUGGGCGUCAUGGUCGAUGGGCAGGCAUCCAAAAUCGGCGCUGAGAAUGUGGGCUCGAAGGGGACUUUCUCGAAGACGCGACCCGUCGAGAAUCCAGAGCCAGAGUCGGCAGAGUCAGGUAAUCCCAAUCCGCCGGGAGCACAGCAAGAGUCGGCCGGAGAGGAUCCUCGCCAGCUUCGGCUCUUCUUUCCGAAGCCAAAGGAAGCAGGUGCCGAGGACGCCGGGGAGGACUCCUGGGUAUCGGAGCAUCCCGGAAGAAUAGUCGAACACAAGCGGGCGAGUGUUGAGACUCUGAGAUUACUGCUUGUUACCAGUGGAAGAUGUGGGAGCGCAGAACGAAACACCACACUGUUGCCUCGUGGCCGUGAGCGUGUGGCAAUGGUGUGCAAUGGUGUUCCGGUGAGGGCAACAGUGGUUGCCUUGCCUUUCACUGACAAACGAUCAGCAUCACACAUGCCAGUUUAUCCUUUUAAUCGCGGUCUUGCUCCCUCAACCGAGUCCCCAUCCCCGUGCUCAGUGUAG